This is a messenger RNA of Polypterus senegalus (gray bichir), 2696 nucleotides long. Its product is annotated as tetraspanin-1-like. The coding region runs from base 168 to 896 and encodes 242 amino acids. Gene Ontology annotation, cellular component: membrane. The transcript has 8 exons. NCBI's taxonomy places the organism in Eukaryota, Metazoa, Chordata, Cladistia, Polypteriformes, Polypteridae. The record is from RefSeq and is a predicted model, not a curated record.
CACACCUUUCCGAGUAUUUCAAUCACACGGGCCCUCCCCAGCGCCACUGGCUUAAAGGCGCACCAGGGCGAGAGCGAGCAGUUAGCGACAAUCCCAGCUGGCCGGUGGGUCUCACUUCUUCCAUUGUCGUCACAGCAGAGCGCAAAGCUCCCACCGCUCAGGUCAAAAUGAGCUGCUACAGCUUCCUAAAAGGCAUGAUGUUUUUAUUCAACUUUUUAAUUUUUCUUGGAGGUGCAGGCCUUCUGGCUGUUGGCAUCUGGGUCACCGCAGAUGGCAGCUCUUUCCUCAAGUUCGUUGGGCCGUACUCCACUCAAGUCAUGCAGUUCGUGAACGUUGGGUACUUCUGCAUUGCCGUUGGCGCCGUCCUGGUCAUUCUGGGCUUCUUGGGAUGCUGCGGUGCUCUGCGGGAGAGCAAAUGCCUCCUCCUCAUCUUCUUCUCCAUUGUGCUGAUCAUCUUCAUCGCCGAGGUGGCAGCUGCUGUGGUAGCCCUGGUCUACUCCUCCUUCGCAGAGAGCGUACUGAAGGCAUUGGUCUUGCCAGAACUGAAGUCCAAAUACGGCAAUGAUAAUGAAGUCACCAAGAUCUGGAAUGCCACGAUGACCGAGCUGAAGUGCUGCGGCUUCAACAACUACACCGACUUUAAUGACUCGACCUUCAUGCAACAGUACAAAUCUUACCCGACGUUCUGCUGCAAAAAGAACCAGACAGGGGACUGCACCCUCAAUAAAGUCUCGAGCGCCAAAAUACCAGGCUGCUUCGAUUCACUCCUAUACCAACUGAAGAAAGACGCCAAAAUCGUGGGUGGAAUCGCUGCUGGCAUUUGUGCCCUGGAGCUGGCGUCCCUGGUGGUGUCCAUGUACCUGUACUGCCAGAUCGACAAAGGAGAAAGGGCCUAGAAGAGGAGGGGGGUCGGGGGGGGUCUGUCUGUACAUAGCGGGAUUGGAAUGAAACCUGAUUGAACUCGCUGUCGCUCACCAGCUGUGAUCUUUGCCCUUAGCGUUUAUUGGAAUCGAGAGGACUGAGGUCUGAUGGCUCUGCCAUGUCUCCCAGGAGGCCAAGAAGAAGCAGUGGCUCAUGAAGUACUUGGCUGGGACCAAGCACCCCACCCCACAACCACCCAUGUGCCAGCAUGUCAAUGGCCACGGCUGAGGGACACUGGCGAGAUGGCAAUCCUGGCGGAACUCCUCAUGAGAAAUGGACAAUUCUACAACUAGUGCCUUGCAACUGUCCUACUUGAAGCCUCAGGGACAUUCCCGCUCCAGUCAACAGGCCAUUGGUCACCACCACGUGCCACCUCCUUUGGAGUACAGUGCCAAUUUCUAGAAACCAGGACUGCUCUGCUUGCAUCUUUCCAUAACAACCUCAAAAUGCCCCUACUGCAGCCCUCCAGCAUUGGCGUGACCCCCAUCAACCACCAAUGGACGUGUGCAGACUUUGCUCAGCGACGUUUCUAUAACCUUCAAUGGUCACGUCAAGGUGCCCUUCUCCAUAACUGGGGAUCUGUCAGCCUCAAAGCAGACCUGGAGAUCCAAAACAAGCCCACCAAGGAAAGUCAAACAGAAUGGUCCACCUUGUGAAAAGACUGGACAGACGCAGGAAGAGGUUUCGGGGCAGAAUUGAAAAGUCGGUUCCAUAGAGCAGGCGUCAACAGACUUCAGUCCAACAAUAGAACAAACUUAACAGGCAAAGAUGGCGGUUUUAAAGCAAGGGCAGGGGAAGUGAUGUCACCGGGGCAGGAACUGGAAGGGACGUCAUCAGGUACAGGAAAUGAAAGUGGAGUCGUUGGGGCAGAAACCGGAGGUGACGUCAUCGGGCCAGUAACUGGAAGUGAUGUCAUUGGGUGCAGGACACAAAAGUGAUGUAAUCGGGUCAGGAACCAGAAGUGAUGCCUUCCAGUCCAGAUGAAAUUUCCCGUGGUUGGUCUGCCGAUGAAAAAGAAGGAGGAUUAGUGCACCCUGCCACCCCGUGGUCUGGCAUGGAAUUGUUCCUUUGUGAGCCCUUCAGCUGCCCCUCAUGUGCCCCCGUGUGUGGCAACCUCUUCCUCACAGUGCUGUCCAUCACAAGCAGGUGACCCAUCCAGCUCUAAUUCUCAUUCAUGCCCAUCAUUACCUCGAAGCUCACAUGCAGCUCCAGCUCUACCUGUGACCAUCACAAUGUUGUCACCUGCCCAUCAAGUUAAGUAGAGCAGUUCAUGGACUUGAGGGUCUCCAAUCCACAGGCGGAGGGGCUUCUUGUCCACCUCAGGGCUAUCACAUCAGUGCUUAUUGCCAUCAAGGCCCACUUAGCUCUGCCACUCCAACCCCUGCAGGUUCAGGGUUUACUUCGGCUGCUAGCCCCCAAACGGCCGGACCUCUUAAACCUUGGGGGGGGGCUCAGUGGGCGGGGGGUCCGAGGUCCCGCCGCUUCUCAGACAUCCUCCGAUUCCAAGGCUCCUCCUGUAAUUUUGGUAUUUUGAAAAUAAAACAAAACAAAAAUCAAAGCCACUAGAAUGAAUCAAGAUGGCCUGACAGUUUAAGGAGCGAGAGUGUGACGUGAGGGUCCCGCAUCGAACGCGCUCAGUGAUUUUGUUUCUGUCUCGUCUAUUUGAUUGCUGUCGUUUUAUGAAAAUGUGAAUAAUAAAAGAUGAUUAUUUUAUUGUUAACUUGCCUGAGUUUUGUACGAUAAAACAAGAAUGUAAUAAAAACGCACCUCUGCAA